AUCUAGACCCGUUGGUUAGCAACAAAUAAUAACAUCAACAUGGGAAGACAUUUGAAACGUCAAAAAAUAGCCACCAUAUCACGAGAUGCUACCUCUAAUCAAUAUAACAAGGUGAAUGAUCCAAAUAUAAUCCCACCAAGUUUUCCACCAACAAAAUAUGAACAAUCUCCAGCAACAUUAAAGAACUUUCCUUCAUCAAUCAUAAACGGAGUGACACUCGAAGGAGGCCUAUAUUCACUCACAUUUAAGUCUAUUGCAUGUGUUGAUUUUGUUGAAAACAAUGAUUUGAUGAGAAGAUCAUUCAGAGGUUCAGAAAUUGAAUUGUCAAGAAUUACUGAGAAGGAGGUUGACCUUAAGGGGAUGAUUGAUGAUUUGAAAAGUGACAUAACGAAAGAGAAAGAAGAAGGUAACAUCAUAGCCAAUGAUCCAAUUACAGAGUUGCUGAAAGAUCUUCAAAAUAGAUUAGAGCAUAAAUUGGAGUUGACAGAUUUAAAUCCAAUCUUGAAACAGCACAAGGUAUUAGAGGAAGACAAAGUUUUGAUAGCAGGAAUUGAACAAUAUCAUAGAGUAUCAGGUGUUAAUGUGCCUGCAAUCGAUAUAAAUAAAACGCAAGUUUCAAGUGAGACUAAGCAAACAGAGGAAAUCGUGGAAUCAAAGCAGCCGGAACAAAUUGAACAACAACCACAGGCAGUGCAACCAACAGAAGUUGUCGAAACUUCCCAACAAAUAGUAAAGGAAGUAGAGAAUCAAAUAUAAACCCUAAAAGUGGCUGCGAAUUCAUUGCAAACAGACAUUCUGGGUAAUACUGCUUAACAUCGCAAUGAAACUGAAGGCACAACUAUUUGUAAGACAAGAAUAGAUAGUAAAGAUUGUAUAAUAAUAAAGAACUAAUUUCAUAGC
Messenger RNA from Spathaspora passalidarum NRRL Y-27907, 900 nucleotides. RefSeq lists its product as uncharacterized. The record is from RefSeq and is a predicted model, not a curated record. The transcript has a single exon. Lineage: Eukaryota; Fungi; Ascomycota; Pichiomycetes; Serinales; Debaryomycetaceae. Bases 40 to 756 code for a protein of 238 amino acids.